This is a messenger RNA of Poecilia latipinna (sailfin molly), 913 nucleotides long. It is a transcript of the gene arpin, whose product is annotated as actin related protein 2/3 complex inhibitor. The transcript has 6 exons. Lineage: Eukaryota; Metazoa; Chordata; Actinopteri; Cyprinodontiformes; Poeciliidae. The coding region runs from base 106 to 786 and encodes 226 amino acids. The record is from RefSeq and is a predicted model, not a curated record. Gene Ontology annotation, biological process: negative regulation of actin nucleation.
ACGAGCGCACCUCGCUCUAGCACAGCUACAUGUAGGAACAGGAAGUUUGGAAACAGGAAAAAAGUCCCUGAGAGGGAAGAAAAACUUGAGAUUACGUUUAAAAAAAUGAGCAGAAUCUAUCACAACACGUCUUUACAGAACAAACCGGUGCACAAUGAGAGUUUUGACCGUGUGUGGUGUCCUUCUUCGUAUGAAAGUGGUCCUGGGAUUCUUCUGGAGGGGAAACUGAUGGAUGUUUCCAGACAUUCAAUCAGUGAUGUCAACGGACAAAAGGUACGUUUCUACGUGCUGUACAUCAAACCCGGACGCAUCCACCAGAGGAAAUUCGAAGCCAGUGGGAAGGAGGUGGAGCCGAACUUCAGCGACACCAGAAAGGUCAACACAGGCUUCCUUAUGUCCUCCUACAAGGUGGAAGCCAAAGGAGAGUCCGACCGCCUGACUGAAGAUCAGCUGUCGCAGACGAUCAACAAAGCUGAGCUGGUUAAAAUCACGGACAAGCACCGACCUGCUGGGAGCUGGGCCUUUUGGUACCCAGAGUCGGAGAUGGACAAAACAGAGCUGGAAAUGGGACAGGAAGUCCGACUGAAGACCAGAGGAAACAGUCCUUUCAUCUUCUCUUUAGCCAAAGUGGACAGCGGGACGGUGACCAAAUGCAACUUUGCUGGAGAUGAAAAGGCCGGCGCCUCGUGGACCGACAAGAUAAUGGCCAACAAAACAGACGGCAGCAGCUCUCAGGGGCCUGGAGCGGCAGGGGAGGGAGCCGAGGAGGACGAAUGGGACGAUUGAAGACAACGUGGGUUCUGAUCUGGUCUUCAGGGUUAAACGGUUUUCAUCCUGCAUCAACUCUGAAGAUUGCAGCUGCAGUGCUUUUAAAAAAAAAAUAACAAUAAAAAAAAAGUAUGUUUUUGUUUUA